Sodiomyces alkalinus F11 is the source of this 1488-nucleotide messenger RNA. RefSeq lists its product as hypothetical. Gene Ontology annotation, cellular component: nucleus. Bases 140 to 1165 code for a protein of 341 amino acids. Gene Ontology annotation, biological process: regulatory ncRNA-mediated heterochromatin formation. Gene Ontology annotation, molecular function: siRNA binding. NCBI's taxonomy places the organism in Eukaryota, Fungi, Ascomycota, Sordariomycetes, Glomerellales, Plectosphaerellaceae. The transcript is spliced from 4 exons. The record is from RefSeq and is a predicted model, not a curated record.
UACGUUUUACUGGGCACCUCUAUCCUGCUACCUCGGCCAGCCCAGAAUUUGUCAGAAGAGACAAGCUUCUUUCUCUCUUCUUUCCCAUCAACUUUGGAUUCUUCUGAUUAACUUUCUCUUGCCGUCGUCUGUCUGCACGAUGUACCGUCGUCUCUGGUCGGGUCUUCCCAAGGACCCUGUCUACCCGUCAAACCUCAAGGAUCUCGGGUAUUUCAUCAACGAGGAUGACGAAAUUCGGUCUAUCGCCGACCCGGACAGGUACUUUCAUUUUUUCAUAGACAAGAACCAGCGGAUCAACUACCGCCAGCGCUUCCAUUUCAACCAAGCCAUCCAGAACAUUGUAUUCCACCGUCUGGAGAAGGAGGGCCUGGAGAAAGUACUCCUGCCACUAGGCACCACGGACGAGUCACAGCCCCACGUUCCCAUCUUUGCGAGCCAGAAUCUGAAGGAGAAGAGCCGUGUCGUCGUCAUUUUCGGCGAGCCCCACCAAAACCUCGGCAACCUCGCGCUCCGCGUCGCCAAUGGACGCGGCGGCAUCAACAAAGGCACCAUGGUCUCCGUCGUCCGCGACCUGCAAGCGCAGCAGUCGUCCGCCGACGACCCGCGAGCUCCGGGUGUCGUCCUCGCGAAUGUCGGCGGUGUCUUCUGGUGGCCCGAGGGUCGCACGGCUCUGACCCUCGCCGCCGUCGCCGACAUGCCCCUCGCCAGUAUGGCCCACACCGGCCGUCGCAUCACUGUCGCCAACCGCAUCCCCGGCAGCGAGACGCCCGAGAACCAUAUGGAGUCUAUUCUGCGCCAGGUGCUGCCUGCCCUCGCUUCGAGCGAGGCAUGUAUUGACUUGAUUGCCAUCGGGGAUCCUUCUGACAUGCUGGUGAAACUUCUCGAUCGGGAGGAAAUCUGGACACAGUGGGGUCAUCGUAUCAAUACACUCUCUCUUCUGGAGGUGGUUUUGCUUCCAAAGGAAAUCCGUAGUGAGGAGCUUAAGCGCUUUCUGGAAAAGCGUGCUCGGCGUUACGUUUUGUCGGACGAUCCCUUAGGGACUCCUAUCGCCGGUAGUGCCCCCGACACCUUUAGUUCCGGCGAGAACUUGUACGCCGAGUGCAUCCUGAUCAAGGCUCGUCCUUUUAUUCUAGGCUGGCUCGAGGAGAUGGCACGUCAGGGAUAGAUAGGGGUGAAUUUUGACGAGGGGGUCCGGGUCGUCAAGGGGGGUUUACGAAGAAGAUACUUUACAGCAUUCAUUCCCUGGAUAAAUGCCAGACUCUCUGCGAAUGAAGGGAUUCUCGACAUCAUCGGUGUAGUGGCAUCGUUUUUCUAUCCGUUUGAUCAUCUUCCAUCCCGUCGACGAUUUGAUUGAUUUGGGGACCUACGAAUGGAUAAAAUGAUCGGGCACUUAUUGCCACCUAUCUCCACCUGGUACCACUUGUCUUCGCGUUAGCUCACGCUUCCUUCAUCCGUCAUCGACAUCGGCAUCGAACAGGCGGCUUUUAU